This is a messenger RNA of Ictalurus punctatus (channel catfish), 4353 nucleotides long. It is a transcript of the gene slc38a5b, whose product is annotated as solute carrier family 38 member 5b. NCBI's taxonomy places the organism in Eukaryota, Metazoa, Chordata, Actinopteri, Siluriformes, Ictaluridae. Gene Ontology annotation, biological process: glycine transport; serine transport; L-glutamine transport. Gene Ontology annotation, molecular function: L-glutamine transmembrane transporter activity; glycine transmembrane transporter activity. The record is from RefSeq and is a predicted model, not a curated record. The transcript is spliced from 17 exons. Bases 339 to 1751 code for a protein of 470 amino acids.
CUCCACACAUGUGCUUUCUCCCCCUGCUCACUUGCUCCCUUCACUGGAUCUGUAGUGUCCUCUUUUCUUUUGGCUCUUCUUUUGGUUUCUUCUCAAUUAGAGUGAUAAAAACAAACAUUUCAACCAAGAAAACUACACAGGUAAUGUGUCUCCACUUCUACAUUUGAGAAAACGUUAACUGCAACUUCAAAAGGUAAAAAAAAGGCAAGAGAGAAGAACACUUAAGAAAACUAUCACACAGUAAAGGACACAUAAACACUAAAGAAUUUUUUUCAAACCAGCUUUACUAAGACUUAUUUAACUUUGUUUAACAAUAAUAAACAAAAAGAUAUACGAAGAUGGAACUUCAGAAACUAGCAAAUGGACACCAUCAAGAAUUUCAGCCUCUGGAAGAUGGUUUCUCCCCAGAGCAAGAAAAUUUUUUACCACAUAAGAGCAACGGGAGAAAAACCCCUCAGUUUACAGAUUUUGAAGGGAAGACCUCAUUUGGGAUGUCUGUGUUUAACCUCAGCAAUGCUAUAAUGGGCAGUGGAAUCCUGGGACUGUCAUAUGCCAUGUCCAACACUGGCAUAAUUCUGUUUCUGUUCCUGUUGAUAUGCAUUGCUAUUCUUUCAUCUUAUUCUAUCCAUCUUCUUCUGAAGAGUGCUGGAGUUGUGGGUAUUCGUGCAUAUGAGCAGCUUGGAAAGAGAGCAUUCGGUCACCUGGGAAAAAUACUGGCAGCUGUUGUCAUAACAAUGCACAACAUAGGAGCAAUGUCUAGCUAUCUCUUCAUUGUGAAAUAUGAGUUACCUUUGGUCAUUCAAACCUUUUUGGGUCUUCAUCAUGGCAGUGGACAGUGGUACCUGAAUGGCAACUAUUUGAUCAUUAUUGUGUCUGUCUGUAUUAUUCUUCCACUGGCUAUGAUGAGACAGCUUGGGUACCUGGGCUACACCAGUGGUUUCUCACUGACAUGCAUGGUUUUCUUCCUCAUCUCAGUCAUCUAUAAGAAGUUCAACAUUCCCUGUCCUCUGGAGGAUUUCAGCAAUCAUACCACAGUCAACAUCACAAUAGAAGAAGAAUGUGAGGCCAAAUACUUCACUAUCAACCAGCAGACGGCCUAUACAGUUCCCAUUUUGGCUUUUGCAUUUGUGUGCCACCCUGAAGUUCUGCCUAUCUACACUGAAUUGCGCAACCCCACUAAGCGACGCAUGCAGGCCAUCGCCAAUGUAUCCAUCUUAAGCAUGUUCGUAAUGUACCUGCUGACCGCAAUCUUUGGAUACCUCACCUUUUAUGGAAGUACAGAGACCGAGCUGCUGCACACCUACAGUAAAGUGAACCCUCUGGACAUACUGAUCCUGUGUGUGAGACUGGCUGUACUGGUGGCUGUCACACUGACUGUGCCUGUGGUGCUCUUCCCGAUUCGGCGAGCUCUACUGCAGCUGAUUUUCCCUGAGAAACCUUUUCAUUGGGCUCGUCACAUAGCCAUUGCUGUGUGCCUCCUCUUUGCUGUGAAUUUGCUUGUCAUCUUUGUACCCAACAUCCGAGACAUCUUUGGCAUCAUCGGUGCCACCUCUGCCCCAAGCUUGAUCUUCAUCCUCCCAGGCCUCUUCUAUAUCCGCAUUGUUCCGAUAGAUCAAGAGCCAUUGUACUCAAGACCAAAGAUUCAGGCUAUUUGCUUCACAGCCCUGGGUUUCAUCUUCAUGUCGAUGAGUUUAACCUUCAUUGCCCUGGACUGGAUUAGUGGAGAGAAACGCAGUGGUGGGGGACACUAAUUCCCAACCACAAACACAAGGGGUCCAGUAUGCCUGCUCAGCAGAACACCAUCAAGCUGUCCUUUUCUCUCAAACCCAGUUUUGGAACCUGAGAGAAGAGCAAAAACAAACAAACAAACAAACAAAAUCACUGAUAGGCUGGGCCCGUCUCAUCUAUGGUCCCUUCCCUCACUGAGUGAGGGUAGGACCUGCUUCCCACCAUAUUUCAAAUUAAAUAGAGGAGUGUUUGUGGUGGAGGAUCUUGGUCGAAUGACGACAUCACGCCCUUCCGAGGCAGUGACAUUCAAGAUCCUGAAUGCAGUAUUUUGUUUUGACAAUCCACAGAGAUAAAUGCCAAUUAGGUUUCUGCUUAAACAUGCAAAAUUCCAGAGAAUACCAAAAAGUAGAUGUAUUGGUUUAUUAUCUCCCUUCAACAUAAACAGGAAAAAUCCAUGUUUUGUUCUCCAAUCCAAAACGUAUAGAACUUUUGUUGAUUCUGUUCAAUCUUGGUUUUAGGGGAAAUAGAUUUAUGCCUUGCACAUAUAACAGAUUAUUUCAUUAUGUUGAUCUGCUAUGCUGAAAUUUAAGGAGAAAAUGUCUCCUAUCCAAUUUUCUCUAUCAUAGCCCUGUUUUGGUAAAGGCUGUAGUUUUUCACAGAAGUCACACACAAUAAAAACUAAAUGCUGAAAACCUAAAAAAUAAUCCACAUAUGAACUAUGUUAAAGCCACAAUCAGGGAUUUAUAAAGAUUACCAGCAAAUGUAAAGCAUAAUAGCUAUUUCAUGAGUAUCUUUUUUUCUAGAGUAUUUAAAGUGCCAUUGGCAUUACCUCAAACAAAAAAAACAAACAAACCAUCAUGUGCCUUCAAAACUCAGGAUGUACACCUUGUUCCCAGAUUCUUUUUUUUAUGCCUUAUUCAUUUUUGGACCUCAAGUUGUAGCUCUCAAGUCUCUGACUGUGGUUUUAAAGCAGAAUGGACAAAUUAGAAAGUAUAUUGAUUAGUUUUAGACUUUUCAAAACAGCUUUUUGUUUAUGCAGGAUUACAUUUAAUCUGACUAACAAAGGUACAGCAGAUUAGAACCACUGUAAUGGAAUUCGAUGCUGAACUAGGGUUAGUGUCAUGGCAAACUAGCCACUUAAUUUCCCAGAAUACACCAUGAACUACAAACAUGGCUGACGACUACAACCCCCAAUGGUACACACAGACACAUCACCCUCUUCUGAGGACUAAUCACACACACCUGUUCCCAAUCACACCACAGUACUGCUCAUUCACAAGGUCUUUUGUGAAGUAUAAAGCUCAGUUGAGCUUUUCUCUGUUGUUUAUCAAGCCUUGAUCUCAUGCUGUUAUUAUGGUUUUGACUUUGUUUCUAGUUUCUCGGUUCGUGCUUUGCCUUGUCUGCUUCAUGCCUGUUUGCUGUUCGCCUGACCAUUUGCCUGCUCUGACAACGCCUGUGUUUCACGAUUUGGACUUGUCAGCCUAUCUCUCCUAUAAUAAAGCUCUUAACUGCAAUUGCAUCCGUCCCAACCCACUUUAUGUGACAUGGAGCAAAGGCUCCAUGUGUAUUUUUCCCCCACAAUGAAUGCGUGAACCUUGAUAAAUCAGAGCUCAUGAUCUGCCAUUGACUAUUAUGUAUUUAUCAGCACUUCUCCUGUGGCUUUUUGCUUUAGAUUGAUAUUUUUUCUGUGCCACAGAUAAAAUCUCCACAAAUUUUCAAAGUGACAUAAUAAUAUGAAGAAAAAGGACCCCCCUCCACUUUAAAAAAAAUGUUAACAUGUGUAUUUAAGCCAAUAUGACAGUGCACAAUAGGGCUGAAUUAAGGUGUAAAUUGUUCAAAAAUGGUUCUAGAGUGCACAGUAUUUCACAGUGUCUGUGAAAUAUGUUUUCAAAAGCAGACUAUUAUCCUUGUUCUACAUAUAUCCAUAUAUACACAGGAGAAAGUCUAAAAUAUUCAAGAUGUGACAAAUCUGCCUAUUUAAUGGAUACAAUGUCCUCAAAUAAUAGGUAACAUUUAGGGAAUAUUUCCCAUUUAUUAAUGAUCUCUUGGUCACCUCAUUUGGCAUUUUAGCCGAUAAAUCAUUGUUCCUAUAUAUCCUACAAUCAGCACACCCCAUUCCUCUCUCAGCAGUAAAGUGGAAUAAACUAUUUCAUGCUCAGUUUACAUUCUAGCUGAGGCACAUUGGAUAUAACAGGUGUGGUUGUUGGCUGUUACCUGUGCAUGCCAAUGUCAAUGUGAACUUGACAAUUUACAAUCUGUGACGUUACUCUCUUACUUAUUACAGCAUUUGUGUGGAAUUCAAUUCCUCGUACACUCAUGUAACUCAAACCCAUUUCUUGUUUUUUUCCCCGAUAUGCGAACCAUUGCUGAGUACAUACUACUAUUCAUGUAUAGAAGUGUUGUUUUUCAUGUUCUUUCAACAGUUUUGCAUCUUUAAAGAAGAUGGUGCUAAUGUUUUAUGAUGUGACAGAAUUUUAACAGCAUAUCCAGUGACACCAAAGAUACUUUGUCGCAUAUGAAGUUACUUCAUCAACUGUUUUUUGUUUAUUUUUUUUGUUUACUGAAUUAGCUGUUGACUUGGUCAUACUUACAGUUUUCAAUAAAGGUGAAUUCUGUAUGAUAUAA